AUGAUACGAUCACGUUUGCCAAAGUUGGAGAUCCCCGGAUUGCCUUUUCACGAGUACUUCUUCAAAACCACACGAAAAUUCGCUGACGAUAUUGCUAUGAUAAACAACGACACAAAGGAGCAGUUCAGCUUCUCUGACCUUGUCGACAAAGCUAAAUUUGUCGGCCGAGCAUUGUUAGCAAUGGGAGUUGAGAGAGGAGAGGUAGUGAUGCUGUGCGUGGAUAACUCUCCAGAGGCGGUGUACCUCUUUCUUGCAAUCUCUCUAGCCGGUGCUGUGGCAAGCACAUUAUCGCCAAAGUUACAUGCUGAAGAAAUGCGUUUCCAAAUGGUCGAGUCCGAUACGCGUAUAGUGUUCGUGGAUCCGAUUGGCUUAUCGGAAGUUCAGCAAGUGUUCCACGAUCUCCAGAAACCACAUCGCAUAAUCUGCACCGGCACACGGGACCUGGCUGACGGAUGCCCGAUUCUUGAUGAUCUACAAUUUGUUGUCAGUGACCACGUCGUUUUUCCACGAAUUCAACCAAGAGCUGAUGUCGUGUACAUGCCAUUCUCCAGCGGGAUUCAUGGUAAACGAAAAGGAAUACUUACGUCGCAUUACGUUAUGAAUGCGAAGACAAUGAUUUCGCUCAAUCCUCAGUCCUAUAUCCAUCCGGAACGUCACGAAUACACCGUAGCUAUGUUGCCAUUCCAUCGGCAACUUGGUCUGGAAGCAAUUUUCAUCUCUCUACUCGCUGGCGCCACUGUUGUGACUGUGUCGAAAUUUUGUGUGCACACUUUGAUGACCUGUGUCGAUAGAUAUAAGGCUAAGACUCUCUAUCUCAGCCCGAUGAUCAUGUCAAUGAUGAUGAAUGAAGCUGAAAAUCACGAAUACUCGAUGGAAACUAUGCGUACGGUAAUAAACGGUAGUGCCGCCGUGUCGAAAGAACUGUUUGAUGAUUUCCGAGAAAUGUUUCCACAUGUGGAAAAUAUUAUUUCGACUUAUGGGAUGACCGAAAUCGGACUGAUAACGAGGACAGUACCGAGUCAAAAAUACUCAUCCUCAUGCGGUAAACUUGCAGCAAAUUUGUCGUUGAAGGUGGUGGAUAUAAUAAGUGGACGUGUACUGGGGCCUCGUCAGAAAGGUAUGAUCUAUGUGAAGGGCACAAGCGUAAUGUCACCUUAUCUGAACAACGAAGAGGCGACUAAGGAACAAAUCAGAGGAGGAUGGAGGAAGACAGGCGAUAUCGGUUAUUAUGACGAGGAUGAAAAUGUUUACUUGGUCGAUAAAUUCAAAGAGAUGAUCAAAGUUCACGGCUAUCAGGUGAUACCGUCAGAACUAGAAACGUUGCUCCUCACUCAUCCAGGUGUCGUUGAAGCAGCAGUUGUGGCGAUUUCAGACCAAGAAGCUGGAGAAAGACCGGUCGCCUUCGUUGUGCUGGACAAGGAUUAUCCGGUGGGCACAAAAGAAAUAAUGGACUAUGUCAAUGAACGUGUGGUUCGUUACAAGCGAUUAGCACGAGUGAAUAUCGCUCAAACUCUACCUCGAUCGCCAUGCGGUUCACUUCUUCGACGGUUACUCGCCGAGGCAGCGGUGCUUAGUGUCUGUAACAUGCCUUGA
This is a messenger RNA of Necator americanus (New World hookworm), 1593 nucleotides long. RefSeq lists its product as uncharacterized. Gene Ontology annotation, molecular function: CoA-ligase activity. The coding region runs from base 1 to 1593 and encodes 530 amino acids. NCBI's taxonomy places the organism in Eukaryota, Metazoa, Nematoda, Chromadorea, Rhabditida, Ancylostomatidae. The record is from RefSeq and is a predicted model, not a curated record. The transcript is spliced from 14 exons.